UCUUUGCUAGAGGUCUCUCUAAUAGUGACAUUGUAUGACUAAACUAUCUUUGACUUGGCAUAUUUGAUUAUUUUUCAUCGUGAUGUGCAGUGGAGGGAUCACUGGAUGCAGAGUGUCUACUUCCUUCCUGCAGAGGAGAAUGUGUCCGAAGGAGAAGAGCUUCAUUUAAUCGUCUCCCAUGAUGACUACAGUCUCUGGUACAGUCUUACGCAGAGUGAACAAAAUGAUGUCAAAGUGGCAAAGUUUCGACCAUGCUGCACCUGUCAGGCCCACCUGGUCUGGACGAGGCCUCGCUUCGGGGAACUGAACGACGAACAGAGGACAGAGAGUUACGUGAACGCAUUACGUAGUAUUCUGAAACCAGACAGUGUAUGUUUGUCUGUCAGUGAUGGGAGCCUGUUACCUAUUUUUGCUCAUCUGCUUGGAUCUAAAAAGGUGAGUAGGCCUUUUCUUUUUUUUUCUUUUUUUUUGCAUGAGUCAGAAGGUUCUCAAAUUAGCGAGCUCCUUUCUCCCUACACAGAAAGCUGCCUUCUGAGGCAGCAUCCUAAGCUUCAUGGGAACUUUUAAGUAAGUUAUAUGCAACUCUAUGCACUAGAUGACUUGAUUUCAGUUGCGUUUGAUGAUAGCAUGUUGCUAAGCUAUUAAUGCAAUGUUGGGUAAAUAAUCUGUUUUGAGCUAAACUAAACUAUUUUUAUUGAGUAAAUUAUAAGCACCACACAACUUUCAGUUGACUUCAGUAGAG
This is a messenger RNA of Sinocyclocheilus anshuiensis, 742 nucleotides long. RefSeq names its product protein arginine N-methyltransferase 7-like. Lineage: Eukaryota; Metazoa; Chordata; Actinopteri; Cypriniformes; Cyprinidae. The coding region runs from base 106 to 567 and encodes 153 amino acids. The transcript is spliced from 3 exons. The record is from RefSeq and is a predicted model, not a curated record.